CUCGUGGUGGUAAAUGUUUGGAUGGUGUCACGACAUUCUGUUUGUACCGAACAUUUACUGGUAUAACGCGAUAAGUAGAAGGCGGUAGAAUGAUCUAGACUCGACAUGAAGAUGCUUGGUAUAAUCGUAUCUGGUCGGCUUGUGCAAACGGAUUUUCAACAGAUAGGAGAAAACCAGUUUUUAAUAACAGUACCUGAUGCAGAUAAUAUAAAUCAUAUUGUGGUAUUUCUCACGGGUACUAUACCAUUUCCAGAUGGUACUGGUGGUGCAGUGUAUUUCAGUUGGCCAGAUUCAAAUGCUCCACCUAACUGGCAGUUUCUGGGAUACAUUUCAAAUAUAAAACCAUCUGCUAUAUUCAAGAUAUCAACUUUGAAGAAAAACCAUGAAUUUGAAAACAGCAACUUAGGAAUUUUUGGUGUAGGAAAGAUUUCUCAUGUCGCACAAAUAGGAGUUUCGGUUGAACCUAUUGGAGCUAUAGAACAACAAGCAGCUACUGUGACAGAGGCCACAUCAAACUCAUUUCUUGAAUUUGUUCAAAAAAUGAUUACUAGUUUUUUGAAUUAUAUUUCAAGUUUUUCUGUGACUCAGGCACAAAUGACACCAAAUCCCUCAGAAAACUUUGUACCGCUAUCUGCUAUUCAAGGAUGGUACGAGACUUUUGAGAGGAGGUUACAGCAAAAUCCAAAUUUCUGGAAAGCAUGAUGAGAAGUAACUAACUCUUGAUAGUUCGUUUCCAUUUUGCAUAGUGAUGCGUCAUUUUUCCACAUUCAUGCUUGCGUUUGUGGAGUAUGGUGUACCGAAAUGCAUCGCAUUGUGCGCGUAAAUUAAAAUUUUUUAUAUU
Messenger RNA from Eufriesea mexicana, 841 nucleotides. RefSeq names its product protein OPI10 homolog. The record is from RefSeq and is a predicted model, not a curated record. Bases 106 to 702 code for a protein of 198 amino acids. Lineage: Eukaryota; Metazoa; Arthropoda; Insecta; Hymenoptera; Apidae. Gene Ontology annotation, cellular component: nucleus; cytosol. The transcript is spliced from 3 exons. Gene Ontology annotation, biological process: protein import into nucleus. Gene Ontology annotation, molecular function: nuclear import signal receptor activity; Hsp70 protein binding.